UUUUUAAAUGUCUUAUAUGUACCAGAAAAAAGUGUUAACAUGAAUUCUCAACUUCCUAGGAGGAUAUACUACUAAAUGCUAAUGCUAAACACUAACAACCUCCCCAGCAGAGACUGCCUUUAUCUCUUGGAGUAAACACCCCAAUGAUGCUUUGCCAUGUGAGGAAGUUAUUAACUCUCAAAAGAGCUAAUUGUUAGCCUGAAGCAGACGGCAAUCUUCAUCUGGAGUUUGAACGUAUGUCAUCCCACACACUUCAGUAAAUUGUUCUUCAGUAUGUUCAGUAUGAAUAGUAGCGAUGACUGUGGGAGUCUGAGCUGGGAACUAAUACGGGUCUUAGCUCCCAUUCUGGAUGUAAUAAUCAUGCUGAUCGGGCUGGUGGGACACUCGCUGGUCAUCUACGUCCUGACCGGACGGAAGAGGAAGAAUGGACUCCAGUCUCUUCAAGGGACAGAUAUGUUACUUUUAGUCUUGAGUGCUUCGGAUCUACUGCUGCUCAUUUGCCUGCCCUUCCACACUGCCGCUAUAGCACUAGGCUACUGGCCCUUCAGCAGCAUCCUAUGCAAAAUCAUCAGUUUCCUGGGAGUGGCCGGUAACUCGGCAAGCGUAUUCACUCUAGCUGCAUUAGCGGUAACGCGCUACCUGAUUGUGGUGUACCCCAAUUGGACGUAUCGUUUCCGAAUGUGCCGCUGGCUGCGGGUAACUGUGAUUCUCAUUUGGGUGCUGGCCGUGGCUCUUGCAGCACCUCAGUUUGCUUUCCGCCAAUUGAGGACUGCGCCCAUCCUCUGCUUUGCGUUUCUAUCAGACCUCAGCCAGUUGGUCUACAGUACCAUCCUGUUCCUGUUCAGCUUUGCUUUCCCUCUGAUCAUCAUCGUUGUCAUGUACACUAAACUUUACGGCUUCCUGCGAAGGACGCGACUGCAAUGUACCGCGCCGCAACUGGAGCGCUACCAGAAUCAGGUGACCAAGACGUCGAUCCUGUUGGUGUUAUUCUUCACCAUCUGCUGGCUGCCAUCCUAUGUCCUCAUGUUCUUGCUCAUCGCUACCAAUAAUAGCAAUAUUCACACACAAACUCUCAACUUCGCCAUUAUUGCCCGGCUGUUAGCGAGCUCCUCGGCUGUAGCCAAUCCACUACUAUAUGCUUUCAUGUCAAACAAAUUUCGCCGAGAGCUGCUGACAUUGGGACGGGUGUGCUGCAAAGGUAACAGGUGUGUUAUGUGUCCAGGAAGCGCCAUAGUGGAGCCCUUUAACCCUGUGGAGCUGGACACCCCUCCCCAACCAUGAGGAUAAAUUCCUGAUCCAUGCAGAAACA
This is a messenger RNA of Carassius carassius (crucian carp), 1309 nucleotides long. Its product is annotated as galanin receptor type 2-like. The transcript has a single exon. Bases 274 to 1281 code for a protein of 335 amino acids. Gene Ontology annotation, cellular component: membrane. Gene Ontology annotation, biological process: G protein-coupled receptor signaling pathway; immune response. Gene Ontology annotation, molecular function: G protein-coupled receptor activity. The record is from RefSeq and is a predicted model, not a curated record. Lineage: Eukaryota; Metazoa; Chordata; Actinopteri; Cypriniformes; Cyprinidae.